AGCUACCAACCCAAAGGCCAAGGAAUAAUUUCGUACGCAGUCGGUAAAUUAUAUUUACUACUAAUAUUUUGCUACUGUUUUGACAAAUAAUAAAAGACCUAGUCUUUUACUGCAUUUUUCACUAGAUUUACUACUCGGCCGACCUGUGGAAUACUUUGGCAUGCCCUUAAAUAUAGUGGAAGUGUUAUGCUAAUGGACACUUGACGUAUAGUGGAUAUAGAACAAAAAUAUGGUCGUGCGUUUCGCCUGAAGAGAUAAGUGGUGAUGUGUGAACAAACCGAAAUUAAUUAUUUGGACGGGGACGUGGUAUGGGUGAAACUUGGGUCGUGUUGGUGGCCCGGCGAGGUGGUGGGGCCGGAGAGGCUGCCCCCAGAUGUCUUACCAUCAUUUCGGAAGCCCCCUAUCGCGGUCGUCAAGUUUUACCAAGAGGACACCUAUGAAUAUGUCAAGAAUAUCAACUACAUAUACAAGUACAAUUGCAGCCGCAAAAAUGAGUUUAUUAACAAAGGACUAUAUAUGUACCGAUCUAAGCCCGGCCAUAAUAUGGAGAAGUUUCCUGAAGAUGUUAUACGUGCUGAAACAGCAGUUGGAGGAGACAUAGAGAUUCUCACUCGUGAUGAGUUCCAGGAAGUGAAGAAAGAAAGUUACAAAGAAAUCUUUAUUGAUCCUGCAAAAAAGACUACUGUUUCUGGUAAAAAAGGUAAGGGCACAAGAUUAAGACAACCUAUAGAAUCUCCAAAAGCUUCCACACCAUCAAAACAGCUUUAUAAAGAAAAGUGUGAUUACAAAGUUCACAUCUUACUGCAAGGGUCAAAAGAUAAAGAAGCCACUAGUCAACCUGCAGACAGUUCUACACCUUCCACAAGUCGUGCUGGCUCCGAAGUUGCUGAAGAGAAGGAAGAAUCGCCAAAGGUAGAAACUUCUGUGCCUGUGACACCAACUAAAUCUUCUAUGCCCUCAACUCCUGUGGCAUCUAGUUCAGGUUGUUAUUCAUGCCCAUCUUGUAAUUUUAGUACCACACGCCUAAACGUUUUAAUUAUGCAUAAUAAAACACAUAGUGUAACUUAUAUGCCAUACACACCAUCCCCGGUACGCAAAAAACCUGUUGCGAAGCCUGUUAAGUCUCCACCUAAGUUGUCUAAAACACCUAAAAUCCCACGACCGCGAAAAGACAAAUCAGAUAAAUACCCUAAAAAGUCGCAGGGUAAAAAACGCACGACAGAUGACAAAGUUGAAACUAAGAACGUCAAAAAACCUAAGACAGAUGAAGAAAUCAAAAGCAGUCUUUUAGCUGACUGGGACGAUGCUGACGAAGAUUCAAAUGAUGAAUCCCCAGGAUUAUUGUUGUCUCGAUCUCCCGAAAUUCCUGUGGGUGCCGAAUCUCCCGCGGCUCCUAUUCCUGCAGAAUUGCCUAGGGAUUUAACAUCACCUGUUGAGAAAAAGUUUGAAACUGAAUCUACUGACAAACCUGAGUCUUCUAGCGACUCUAAAUACGAAUUUUGUGAAGAUGAAGAUUGGCCUGAGGAGGCUGAUGCCGGUAGGAAAAUACCGCGAGUUAAAAAUCCAUCUAAACGAAAAGAAGAAACGAAGAGCCUUAGCGUAGAAGACGACAUAGAUGUGGCGAAAGAGGUUGCUGAAUUACUUAAUAAGACAACUGUUCCAGAAUUACCAAGUGUACCAGAACCCCUGAAAGUCGAGGAAAAUUUUCCUGAGCCUUCGAUCGUAAAAUCCCCUGAUAAAAAGCCUGACGCUGCUUCGGCUGAGUCUAGUCAACCAGAUAAUACUGUUACUACGACAAAGCCUACGAAAACUAUAUUUAAAACAAAAACAUUUUUUCGGAGCCGACAUUCUAGAAGCCAAGAUGCUAUAGGAAAAUACGUGGCAGAGCAGCUGAACGCUGCUGAAAGAAUGGAUUUGUCGGAGACUGAAUUAAAUGGUUCCGAAGCUGUGUCGUCGCCUGAAGCCAGGGAAUCGCCACCAGUGGAACCCGUGAAAGUGGCUCGUUUAGCUCCCAAAAUACAACUUAAGAAAAUGAAAGCUGAAGCAGCACAGAAAGAGAAAAUAGAAGCAGAGCAGUUUACUAUUGAUGUCUCUAAAUCAACAAAUGAAAACAUUGUAGACAAUUCGCAAAUUAUUCAUUCUAAACCUUUGCUUGAUGUACUGUAUCCUACUCAAGAAAUUAAACCAAUAAGCAAAGAACUGCCCGAUAAAUUACUUCAAAAUGAGGACAAUGGCGAAGAUCAAAACUGCACUGUGUUAGAUAACGUAGAAAAGAUGAAUGUUGAUACUAAUAAGGAUACAAUUGAAAGUCAAUAUAGGACAGUAGAUUCAAUUUAUCCGUCAAAUAGUACUACUAUGCCAGAGAAAUUCCUUGAAGCCAGCCCUGAGAAAGCUCCUGAAGACCAGCAGGUCGAAAUUGAACCAAUGGUAAUAGAGGAAAAUAUAACAUCAACACCCAAGAAAGGACAAUUUGAUCUCAAAAUCCGGAAUACAAAAGAGACAAAAAUAAAAUUUGUUGUUGAUGAUGAUGUGGAAAACAACAUAAGUAAAGUAGAAAAUAUUGUAAAACAAUCUACGUCUAACCCUGGAAUAUUACCAAGACUUUCUGUCUGUCCUAAGAAAUCUAGGGAUACACCUACGUUUACGGAAGAUGCCAUUAAAACAUCUCCACAAAAGUCAAAUGAUUCUUUGAAAGAGCUACCACCAUUAACAAAUUUUCAAAAACAACAAAAUUUGUUGAAGUCUUUUCAACCAUUAAUUCAGCCCUACAUGAAUGAGUCUACUGCAUCUGCAGUAGACGCUUUGUUGAGUGUUUCGCGGGAAACCGACAGAGUACCGAGAAUUGUCAGUAAUGACCUUCCUGAAGACCUAUUUGAAGAUGAUAACAAAGAAAGUGGUCCAGCUGACAACUGUAUAGGUGACAAUAUUGUUGAAGAAGUGAGUGUCAAUCAAGUUGGUAACAAAAAAAUGGAAAUAGAUCAACCCAAUGAAGUCAAUGUUGCAACAGAUAACGAAGUCUUGCAUGUCAAUAUUAUACAGAAAGGCUUGACAGACGAUGCCACAAAUCUUAACGAAAACGUGGUUACUGACGUCGUAUCAGAUAUUGUCAAAGAUAAUUUGCCAUCUGAAUCUGAUCUUCAGAUAGCAGAAACGCUCAUUAAUUUGCCUUCAUCUGCUAUUCAAAAUAACGCCACGGAACAUGAGGACAUUGUUAAUGUACCCAACUUUGUUGAAAACGAAGAGAUUGUAGAAGAAAUUGUUCCUGCUAGUGACAAUGUUGUCAAUAGUAAUAUUUUUGAAGCAAAAGUUGUUGAUACUGCUGAACUUGAGACCGAAUCGCCACUAAUACCAAAUAAUAAAAACUUAAAUAUUCGGUUCGAAACUGAACAAGAGAAAAGUGAAAACCUUAAUGCUGCCCAAUCGUUAGUGCAGAUGUCGGAGUCUAUGGACCAUAAAAUUAACAUAGCAGAAACUAAAGUUAUAAAGAAAAAGGAUCUGCCCAGUCCAACUAUUAAAACCAAGCAAAAUAACGGUUUGGAUAAAACCGUUGAGCAGAAAGUAGCUUUGUUGUCUACUGAGAACAGCAGUGAUCCAUCAACCAUUAAAAGUCCGAAAUUCGAGACUACGUCGUCUAAAUUGUUAAAAAUUUUGGAAGAACCUCCUACAGUCAAAGUUCCCGUCAAUAAAACAGCACCCAUAAAACAAACCACUCCUGUCAAACAAGUGGUAGUUUCAGGCAAAGAAAAAAUUUUGAAUUUUGACGUUGCUAAAUCGUCAAUGAAAGGUAAACCUCAGACUACAAAGCAGAAAAUCAUCAUCCGACGCACUGGGCCUCCGAAAAACUUGAUGAAUAUUAAUAAUUUGAGUGAAGUAGUUGCAUCACCGGACAAAAUUAUUCUAUCACGCAGUAACAUGGCAGCACAAGAUGGCUCGUCAGUACAAACAUUUACAAUUCAAGCAUCGCCUGACGUUCAAACAGAUCCUAAACAAAUUAUAAUACAACCCAAAAUUCGGAAAAUAACUAAAACCGCGACAAAGCCACACAAAAUAAAACCCCAAGAAUCACUUGUAGUGCAACCAACCGAGUCUAAAAUUAUGGUAAAUAAUACCUCUGCCGUGAAUGAACCUAUGUUUGACAUAAAUUCAAUGCCUGUUGUGUUAUCUGAUGACAUUUUAACUCCAGAGAGUAUAGAAAAAAUGCCAAUCGUGAUGUCAGACGGAAAUCUAAUUACAACUAAUCCGCCAAAUCCGCCUAAACUUAUAAAAACCAAGCCUUCUAUAAUUGAAAACGAAAAGAUUACGAUAAGUCCCCCAAGCAAACCUGAAGUUAAAACGUUGCUAAUGAAUACCAGUAGCGAUAUGAAGUCUAAUACUCCGAACAUCCUUUCAAAGUCAUCUAAAUUGAGAGCCGCCAAACCAAUGUUAGUCAUCGAUAAAGCUACUGGUAAGCAAAAAAUUAUUAUGACGAAGAGCGAACCGAUUGUUAAAGAAAUCAAACCAGCUGCUACAUUAAUACAACAAGUGCCUCAGACCGCAGCUAAGACUGAGAAAUUUAUAAUUUUACCAACAACUAGUUCACCUCGAACGACAGGCCGAACUCAAAAAAUUGUAAUAGACCCACAGACUGGGAAAGCACAUGUUCUUGUAACUAAGGGACAAGAACCAGCGCUUAGUGUAGCUGAAAAUAAACCGGUGUCUGCCAAACUUAUACAAUCUUCGUCAGAUACCGCCAAUCCUGGAAACACUGUAAUGAUUAUAACUAAUGCGCAAGGAGCUCAAUCUCGGAUAGUUCUUACUCCCGAACAUGAAAAAAUUCUAUUUCCGAAUAAACAACAACCUAAUGUAUCACAAUUAAAAACGAUUACUCAAAGAAUAUCUACAAACACACCAGUAGCUCCUAAGACUAUUGUAUCUACCACACAUGUGAAAGCACAAACCAAGAUCGUACCUAAACAACAAAAGAGCGCCAUAAUUACGUCGAAAGGACAAUUAAUUGUUGGUGGCCGUGUUGCAACCGCGACUCAAAAUAUCGCCCCAAUGCCUGAAAUAAGACCAGCUCUCAAACCGGUACCAAAACGGAUAGUGGCAUCUGAGCCUAAAAAGCUGGUUCAAGCUAUUCAGAAAACAACAUCGGAACCUUUAAUAUUCCUACAACAGAAAUCAGGAGCAGUGAUGCAAUUAACAGCUGCCCAAUUUGAGCAUCUACAAAGGACAGGGCAGAUUGUGCAGAAAGUUACAGCACCUGUACAAGAAAACAAAAUUAUGCAAAAGUCCAUUACUAUAUCUCCUAAGGAGCCUAUUAUCCAACCUGUGAUUCAAAAACAAAGAGUACGGAAGUCUGUUACAGCUUCGCCAUCGCCGGCAAAAAAAGUGAAACAAGAAAUCGCUAUAGCUCCUGCUCCGGCGCAUAUUCCCACACCAGUACUAUUGCCAACGCCCACUCCAGUCGUAACACCUACCCCUUCAGUACCAUUGCCACCUUUAACAUCUUUGUCUAAUACUACACUGACUGCAACUGCAUCGAUCUCGAACAAUGUACCAGCAGUUUCCAACACAGUGUCUGUUUCGACCACCCAGAACUACACCGAACUAGAUAACUUUGAAGAACUUCUGCCUUCUACGGCAAUUGCACGACAGUCGGAGCCGACCAUUGUAGUUCCACAACCUGAACCAGCGAUGGCACAGGUCGAGCCAGUUGCAGAACCUCCUCAAGCGCAACUUUCAGACGGGCAACUGCUGGCAGUGCCCGGAGAGAACUUUGGAGGACCACCAGGCUCUUUCUAUCUGUGUGUUGAAGAUAACGGAACCCUGACGCCCAUCGAUAACAGACCUCUGGUUCUAGAAAAUAAUCAACUUGUUCCAAUGACUAUAGAACCAGCACCGGUAUUUGCGCCUCAACCUGAGCGUAGAGACAUACUAGAAGCGGCGCUGGCCAACAGCGACGUUUUUCACGCUGACACAUCACGAGACGAGGCACCCGAUUUCAGAGAUUUAAACGCUAAUGUAUCGGUGCAUUGCCGCGUGUCGGAAACUAGUACAACUUUAAAUCAGCCCAUUAUGACACCAGUCGAGGUACCCACGAAAGCAGUCAGCGAACCGACUACGGUGCCUUCAAAUCUGGAAGACGGCCUCGCUGUGAUCGGCGUCACCCCACAAACGGUACCGACAUCCUUAGAGUUACCGAUCACAGUGACGGACCCACGAAUAGCUCCCAAAACGACCGACCCCUUAAGCAAUUCCAACUAUGCAACGUCACUGCUAACCUCGCCGAACACGGAGAUGGAUUUCACUGCCAACGAGGAAGCGGAGGUCGCAGGACCGAUAUCGAUGCCACUACUCACAGACGAGGAGACUGUCGGUAAGUCAAUGCCCAUUUUGACAGACGACGUGGCGGAGAGGACGGUGUCGAGUGUAGAGUCGACGGUGGGGUCGCCGUCAUCCAUUGAAGUACGCGAGUCGGAAGCAGAAGAAGGUGCAACGUGGGCGGGCGCGCGUCGUCUGCUCACGCCCGGAUCAGAUACUUCUGAAAACUCCGCCGAAAUACCGCUGCAGCCCGCUAUACAGCUCUCAGUCAACGAUCUUUCUCGUCACAGCUAAAUUUCUAAUCGGUGUGGCGAAAAUUCAUCGUGAAAAUUUUAUUUAUUAUUUAUAGAUAAGCAGAUUACGAUAUUACGAAACGUGCAAUAGAGUUAAGUUUUACUGAAUUUUGCAGUAGGUAUCUUGUAGCUUUUCAUAGCGGUUUCGAAAGGCUUUAUGUCGUUACUGAAAGUGCUGGAUGGGGUUCGAUAAAUUGAUGUUGAGAUGUUGUUGGUGAGGUAUGGUAGUGUAAUCCAGCGUUGUAAACGUACGCCGUUAGUUGAACGUGUAAAUAUAAAGUAUAGGAGGCGAGUAUUGUAACACCUUCUCUUAAGUCGUGUUUGAGUUGAAUACACAUGUAGAUUUAUUAAUAAUGCAUACGGUAAAGAAUAUUUAGUUUAAGAAUUUACUAUUGUAAAUUUUAAUUGAGUUAUGAUAUUGUUGGAUCGUAUAUUCUGUAAUAUAUUAAAAUCUAGUUAUAACGAUAUUUUUUAUAAUGUCUAUCAUGUACUAUGGAAUAGUGAUUGUGUACAAUGUAGUGUACAUGGACGUUAGUGCUACUGCCACAGAAGAGGGUAUUGUGUUUCGCUACUUAGGUACACACGAAUGAAGUCACCGUACUGUACGCGAAAUCAUCGGUCGCUAAAACUGUAACAGACUAUAUUAAUAUCAUAAUUUAGCAUUAAUGUUAAGUACAAUAUUGAUGAAGUAACUUUUAAUGUAUGUCGAAGGCGCAUAUUGAUUUGUUUGAGUGAUCUACUGACGGAAUCUAGAUC
Molecule: messenger RNA, 7352 nt
Organism: Hyposmocoma kahamanoa
Lineage: Eukaryota; Metazoa; Arthropoda; Insecta; Lepidoptera; Cosmopterigidae
Product: titin-like
Exons: 5
Coding region: 265-6597 (2110 amino acids)
Source: RefSeq, a predicted model, not a curated record